CUCGCGUUCCUCCGCUCCGCCGCCUUCACCCCUCUUUCCUCUUCCUUAUUCAACCAAAAAUUACACAGAAUUCGAAGAGAGCGUUAAAAAAUCUCAGCAAAUUUUUGCAGGGAAAAAAAAUGGUGAGCAAGAAUCAGAGAUUAGCCCGAAAGCGAUUCAAAGAAGAAAACCCUAACCUGUUCCCGACCCCCGAGCCCUCGAACGAAAACCCUACGUCGAAGAAGAAGAAGAAUAGCAAGAGGAAGGCCAAAACCCUAAACCCCAAAUCGGAUGCCAAGAGGAGGCGAAGCGGGUCCAAGCACCCGUUAAGAGUCCCGGGCAUGAGACCCGGAGAGAGCUGCUUCAUCUGCAAGUCCAAAGAUCACAUCGCCAAGCUCUGCCCUGAGAAAUCUCAGUGGGAGAAGAACAAGAUUUGCUUGUUGUGUCGACAUCGAGGGCAUAGUCUCAAGAAUUGUCCACAGAAGAGCGAGAAGACGGAGAGGAAGUUUUGUUAUAAUUGUGGGGAUGCUGGACAUGCUCUUUCUAAGUGCCCUCUACCCCUUAAAGAUGGUGGUACAAAGUUCGCUAAUUGUUUCAUCUGUAAUGAGCGUGGACACCUUAGCAAAAACUGUCCAAAAAAUACACACGGAAUUUAUCCAAAGGGUGGUUGUUGUAAAGUAUGCGGUGGAGUGACGCAUUUGGCGAAGGACUGUCCAAACAAAGGAACCAGGAAUUCUCUCUCUUCUAUGGGAGCAAAUGGAUCUCGCAACCUCGAGGAAAGUGCUCAAGGGAAGCGGACCAUCUUCCACAGUGGAGAUGAUCUCGAGGAUGAUUUUAUGGUAGAAGAUGAUAAGACUAGCAAACAUGUUGUUGCCCACUCAGAGACGGGGCUUGUCACUGUUGAAGGUGAAGUUAAAAAGGAUAUUCAUGUAAAACUUAAGAAAAAGCAGGGCCCCAAAGUGGUUAACUUUUUUGGUUGAUCGCAUUAUUUUGUUCACGGCAUCUCCGAGUAUAACAAAAGAUUUGGAUUAGGAUGGUUGCGGCAAUCAGCUAACUUCACCAUAUCGGUUGCGUUCCAAAGCGAUUACGAAAACUGAAGAAGAGCUACUUGGAUCAAGUAGUUCAGCUGAUACUGAGAUUUUGUAGAUCAAGAGUUUUGAAAUCAUGUUUUUUGACUUUUGUUAGAAGAAAACUUGUGUAUUUUUUGAGUUAAAGGGAAGGUUCAAAGGGAUGGUAAUUGUGUUGUACUCUGAUAUGUGUUUGAGUAACGCUUGUUUUGUUAAUGAGUUCAUGAAUUAGCACGAAAUGUGUGAAGUAUUUAUUAGUGUUACCGAGCUCAAAGAUUUUGGAUCAACUGUAGAACGCUCUUGAUGUUAUGAUUUUAUGAUUGAAGUCCACAAUUUUGUUCA
This is a messenger RNA of Asparagus officinalis (garden asparagus), 1388 nucleotides long. RefSeq lists its product as uncharacterized. The coding region runs from base 120 to 959 and encodes 279 amino acids. The record is from RefSeq and is a predicted model, not a curated record. Gene Ontology annotation, molecular function: nucleic acid binding; zinc ion binding. Lineage: Eukaryota; Viridiplantae; Streptophyta; Magnoliopsida; Asparagales; Asparagaceae. The transcript has 5 exons.